Molecule: messenger RNA, 480 nt
Organism: Fusarium musae
Lineage: Eukaryota; Fungi; Ascomycota; Sordariomycetes; Hypocreales; Nectriaceae
Exons: 2
Coding region: 1-480 (159 amino acids)
Biological process (GO): glucan catabolic process
Molecular function (GO): beta-glucosidase activity
Source: RefSeq, a predicted model, not a curated record
AUGGCCCUUGUAAAUGCCCAACCUCCCCUUAAUGACGCGAAUGUCAAAAACGAGGCUAAAGCAUGGGCGCAAAUGAAGCCUUCGCAAAUGAUCCUCGAAGAAAGAGUCCUCCUACUCACAGGCAAAGACCUAUGGAGGACCAACGCAAUUCCUCGCCUUGGUGUUUCCAGAAUCAAGACCUCAGAUGGACCUGUAGGCGUCCGCGGGGGCAUUUUCACAGACAGAGUCAGCGCUGCUUCAGCGCCUACCGGCGUUUUGAUCCACGAGGCUAAGAGCAAGGUAGUUGAUGUUCUGCUCGGACCAACGGGUAAUAAUCCUCCACCCGCUAAAUAUCACCCGAUGCUUAUCUUUAUGGUUUGUAUUCCCCGAACAACACUCGGCGGCCGCAACUUCGAAGCCUACAGCGAAGAUCCCUACCUCAUGGGCAAAAUCGCCGGUGAGUUCAUUAAUCAUCUUCAAGAUGCCGGUAUCGGCGCUUGA